This is a messenger RNA of Enterobius vermicularis (human pinworm), 327 nucleotides long. NCBI's taxonomy places the organism in Eukaryota, Metazoa, Nematoda, Chromadorea, Rhabditida, Oxyuridae. The record is from the annotation of a GenBank genome assembly.
AUGGAUCUUGCAUCUGAAAACGGAGAUGGCGGAAUAGUUGAAGUACUUCUUGAAGAAAGAGCAACUUUACAGCAGAAGCCGAAGAAAAGCAUAAGGUGGUCUCCGUAUUCCGUUUUUGCCACUUUGGGAGAAAAGAAUUUUAUGAUACCUUUCGGUUUGGUCACUGCGUUGCAUAUUGUGUCUGAGGAGGAGCAAGCAGAAGUGGUUAAGAUGCUUCCUGAGAAGAGAGCAAUUAUUACUGCAGAAAGCGAUCAGAAGGUCUAUCUUUGGACCGGCGCGUUCCGCAAGCGUGGCAGGCUUGUGCCGAAAGUGGCGUUUUUGUGCUAA